GUUAAUCCCCCCUCCCUCCAGGCUCACCUGAGUGCAGGUUAGGCAGGUGAAGUGCCUCCCCGGAAACGGAGCUAGAGCGCCCCACCUGCCCGGCCCUGCCUGCUCAAAUCGGAUCCAGCACGUCCAGGCUUCUCGAACCAGCGGUGACAGCUGAGGCCAUGUGAGUCUGGAUCCUGAAUGAGGCUUUAUCUCUAGCUGUUGGUCCCAUCGUCCACUGUGGCACCAGCCCCCUCGGCCAGCCAGGAUGGGACAGGCGACUGAGAGAGCCAGAGCCAGAGAGGUGAUGAUGACCAUAGCCUGGGCUGAGAAAGGAACAAGACUCUGGGCCUGCGACUGCCAAGCAGGUGGUAGGGGCACCAGGCCAUGAUCUGUACCCCCUGAUCCCUGACGCUGACCUUCUGUCCUGACCUGCCUAACUAAGCCAUGUCUGAACCAGCUCAAGCCCCUUUGGGCCAGGGGCUGCCCCCCGACAUGCUGGCAGAGCAGGUGGAACUGUGGUGGUCCCAGCAGCCAAGACGCUCCUUGCUGUGCUUCAGCGUCGCUGUGGGCCUUGUGGCAGGCUGUGGAGCAGGUGGCGUGGCCCUGCUGUCCUCCACCAGCAGCCGCUCUGGUGAGUGGCGCCUAGCAACAGGCACUGUGCUCUGCCUGCUGGCCCUGCUGGUUCUGGUGAAGCAGCUGAUGAGCUCAGCUGUGCAGGACAUGAACUGUAUACGCCAGGCCCACCACGUGGCCCUGCUGCGCAGCGGUGGAGGGGUGGAUGCCCUGGUGGUGCUGCUCAGUGGUCUCGUGCUGCUGGUCACCGGCCUAACCCUGGCUGGACUGGCUGCCGCCCCGGCUCCUGCUCGGCCACUGGCCGCCAUGCUGUCUGUGGGGAUUGCCCUGGCUGCCUUGGGCUCGCUCUUGCUGCUGGGCUUGCUGUUAUAUCAGGUGGGCGUGAGUGGACACUGCCCUGCUACCCGUGCAGCUGCUCCCUCAACCCAUGGUGGCCACGGUGGCAAUAGCAGCAUCUUCAGCAUCUCAGGACAGUUGUCUUCUGGCCAGCGUCAUGAAACCACCUCCAGCAUCGCCAGCCUCAUCUGAUAGAACCAGAACCCUCCUUCCCAGGACCUGUCUCAGCGUCUCCAGAACUGUGCCAGGACAUGCAUGUGUAUGCUUAUGUGUGAACGUGUAUAUGUCUCAGGGCCACAUCAGCCCUUCUCUGGGUAUGUGAUAUGUGAUUAGGAGCCCACAUGUACUCACAUUCCACAUUACAGGUUAACGUGUGCCUCCUUGGAACUGCAUGUGUGUGUCUGAUGACUGUCACUCUGCCUAUCUGGGUCUGAGUUCUCUAGGGAGAGAAACAUCUGGGAUCCCUGUUUCCAACACCCCUCAUCUCUAGCCUUGCCCGGCAAUACCCGUCAAGGGUUUCCACAGGGUGACUGUUGUCCACCCCAGAGACUGCACCAGUGACCGCUCAUCAAGAAGAAUGACUGGUGGCAAAGCAGAAGGAACAAGGGCUCCAGAAUAAGACAAGCCUGGAUUGAAAUCCUUCCAACCCCCAACCCAGGCACCUCAUAGCUGGGAGAUUCAGCAAGCAACUUAGUCUCUCUGGCCUUUACUAGAGGUCAGGUUGCCACUGUUUGUGAGAAUUAAAUGUUGUCAUGAAUGGAAGGACUGGGCUCGGGAGAGAUGUGCAAUAAAGUGGUGGCUGCUGUUUUCAUUGU
This is a messenger RNA of Ictidomys tridecemlineatus (thirteen-lined ground squirrel), 1703 nucleotides long. Lineage: Eukaryota; Metazoa; Chordata; Mammalia; Rodentia; Sciuridae. The record is from RefSeq and is a predicted model, not a curated record.